CUCUCUCUCUCUCUCGAUCUCUCUCCCUCUCCCUGGCUCAAUCUCUUUCUCUAUUCUCAUUCCAUGUAUUUAUUUAUGAAAUGUUGAAUUUUAUAUAUUUUUAUUGAAUUUUUGAAUGUGGGUUUAGCUGGAAACUCAGAAGCGGUUCAAUUUCAACGGUAGUCUCUCUUUCCUGCCUUUAAAUCCUCUGCUUCAUGUUCCCAGGCUCUUUACUUUCAAAAGCUGACGGCUCAGAUCUGAUAAAGUUUGCUUGUAGUAAUUCAAAGUUGUGUUUCAAGUCUACAGACAAAGAGGCGAAUGAGAUGACAUUUUUUCUUCAGAAAUGGAAGUGUUCUUGGUCUCUGCUAGCAACAGUUGCUUCAGUUGUGGCUUUAAUUUCAGUAGCUCAUUUGUUCUUGUUUCCCUUGGCACCUUCUUUAGAAUACUUUAGCAUGGGUCAAGGGCAAAAAACUUGUACCCCAAUUAAUGCAUCAAUAAGAGGUGUGGAUCAUGACGGGAAAAAUCUGCAGCCAAGUCUUGAUUUAGAUCACCGGUUUCCAGCUGACUCGCACAAAUCAGUGGUUUACCGUGGUGCACCAUGGAAAGCUGAGAUUGGACGGUGGUUUUCUGGUUGUGAUUCUAUUGCUGCUGAAGUCAGCAUCAUUGAGAAAAUAGGUGGCAAGGACUGCAAAAAUGACUGCAGUGGUCAAGGCAUUUGCAACCAUGAGUUGGGACAAUGCCGGUGCUUUCAUGGAUUUUCUGGCGAAGGAUGCUCUGAGAGAUUGCACUUGGAUUGCAAUUACCCAUCAUCACCGGAGCAACCUUAUGGGCCUUGGGUUGUCUCAAUUUGCCCUGCUUCUUGUGACACAACAAGAGCAAUGUGCUUUUGCGGAGAAGGCACAAAAUAUCCACAUCGUCCUGUGGCUGAAGCAUGUGGUUUUCAAAUGAACUUACCUACAACACCUGGUGAUCCCAAAUUGGUUGAUUGGACAAAAGCUGACCUAGAUAACAUUUUCACAACAAAUGGUAGCAAACCAGGAUGGUGUAAUGUGGACCCAACUGAAGCAUAUGCUUUGAAGAUGCAAUACAAAGAGGAAUGUGAUUGCAAAUAUGAUUGUCUUUUGGGACGUUUCUGUGAAAUUCCUGUGCUGUGUACUUGUGUCAAUCAAUGCUCUGGCCACGGGCACUGCCGUGGUGGAUUUUGUCAGUGUCACAGAGGUUGGUAUGGAACAGAUUGCAGUAUCCCUUCUGUUUUGUCAUCUGUUAGAGAGUGGCCUCGGUGGCUUCGACCAGCUCAUGUUGAAGUACCAGAUGAUAUGCAUCUGAGUGGAAGUCUUGUCAAUCUUGAUGCUGUGGUGAAAAAGAAAAGGCCUCUUAUAUAUGUUUAUGAUUUGCCCCCAGAAUUCAACAGUCUACUGCUUGAGGGGCGGCAUUUUAAGUUUGAGUGUGUAAACAGAAUCUAUGAUGACAGGAAUGCUACAUAUUGGACUGAGCAGCUGUAUGGCGCACAGAUGGCAAUCUAUGAAAGCAUCCUAGCAAGUCCUCAUCGAACAUUAGAUGGUGAAGAAGCAGAUUUUUUCUUUGUUCCUGUUCUUGAUUCAUGCAUUAUAGUUCGUGCGGAUGAUGCACCCCACCUGAAUAUGCAUGCACAUGGAGGCUUGAGAAGUUCUCUAACUCUGGAAUUUUAUAAGACAGCAUAUGAUCACAUUGUUGAGCAAUAUCCUUUUUGGAAUCGCUCAUCAGGAAGAGACCAUAUUUGGUUUUUUUCAUGGGAUGAAGGUGCUUGCUAUGCCCCUAAAGAGAUAUGGGACAGCAUGAUGUUGGUUCAUUGGGGCAAUACAAAUUCUAAGCAUAACCAUUCAACAACAGCAUAUUGGGCAGACAAUUGGGAUAGCGUUUCUUCUGACAGAAGAGGCAACCAUCCAUGCUUUGACCCCUAUAAAGAUCUUGUGCUUCCUGCAUGGAAACGACCUGAUGUAGUUUCCCUAAGCUCAAAACUUUGGUCUAGGCCUCGUGAACAGCGGAAGACACUGUUCUAUUUCAAUGGGAAUCUUGGACCAGCUUAUGAAGGUGGAAGACCGGAAACCACGUAUAGUAUGGGUAUCAGGCAGAAAGUAGCAGAAGAGUUUGGAUCAAGCCCUAACAAGGAAGGGAAGCUUGGAAAACAGCAUGCAGAAGAUGUAAUAGUGACCCCAUUACGUUCUGAAAAUUAUCAUGAGAGUUUGGCCAGUUCUGUUUUCUGUGGGGUGAUGCCUGGAGAUGGUUGGAGUGGCCGGUUCGAAGAUAGUAUUCUACAUGGUUGCAUUCCUGUGGUAAUCGAGGAUGGGAUCUUCCUGCCGUUUGAGAACAUGCUCAACUAUGAAAGCUUUGCUGUUCGAAUACGCGAAGAUGAAAUUCCAAACUUGAUAAAGAUUCUAAGGGGAAUGAAUGAGACAGAAAUAGAAUUCAAGCUGGAAAAUGUACGGAAGAUCUGGCAAAGGUUCUUGUAUCGUGAUUCCAUUCUACUAGAGGCUGAGAGACAGAAAACUGCUUUUGGCCAUGUAGAGGAUUGGGCUGUACAACUGCUGCAACUUAGUGAAGAUGAUGUCUUUGCCACACUUAUUCAGGUCUUGCACUACAAGUUGCAUAAUGACCCUUGGCGACAACAACUUGCUCAUCUGAAAAAGGAUUUCGGGUUAGCACAAGAAUGCUUGAUAAGAACCAAAUAAGGAGUUGUGGUCCAGACCCCAACACAUUUCUGCAGCUGGGUGGCUUAUACACUGGGAAGAAACAAACUCCCCUACUACAUUUUUUCUUAUUUAACAGAGAAAUCAGAUUGUAGAAACUACCCCAUAGUUUGGACACUCUGCUCUCCACAGCUACAAACUGCCCUGAAAGCCAAGUUUUCCAGUGGAGAAGGCUGUCAUUAACAGUCUUUAAACUGAAAAAAGGGGGAUAAAAAUAGGGUUAUUUUUUUUAGUGAUUUUUUCUUGUACCAUUGAUACACAGGUGAGAUGCAUCUUUUCUUUUCUUUUUUUUUUUUUCAUUCUUUUUCCCAUCCUUAUUUAUGUUUUUCCUUUGAGAAACUUUGUAUUUGGAGAAAAUGAAAGAGCUUCCUCUUUUACUGUUGUUCAUGGCAAGACCACAUAUGUUACAAUGGAAAUAAAAGAUUUUAGAGAAGUGGGUGUCAUUUCUAAUGGAUGGGUUGUGGAUCAUUGUGAUUGA
Vitis riparia (riverbank grape) is the source of this 3183-nucleotide messenger RNA. RefSeq lists its product as uncharacterized. The transcript has 15 exons. The record is from RefSeq and is a predicted model, not a curated record. Gene Ontology annotation, molecular function: glycosyltransferase activity. Bases 195 to 2687 code for a protein of 830 amino acids. Lineage: Eukaryota; Viridiplantae; Streptophyta; Magnoliopsida; Vitales; Vitaceae.